AUGAAAGAGGCCACACCUCAAGAAUAAUACUUUCCCUAAUGACUGAUUUACUCGAGGAAUUUGAUAGCAUAUUUGAAGUCUUUGGGAUUGAAAAAAUUUCUGAAUCAACAAAUACCAGAAAGAGACGAAAAAUCCACCCCGAGUACAUUUUAUUUGGAAAUAGUUCAACGAAAUUAGAUAUAAUUAUAGAACUUCGAAAACUAAAGGAUAUGUUGGGCAAUUUACGCGACGUAUUACAUUUUAAAAAAGAAGAUAUUGAGAGUAUUUUUACAGUUGGAAUACAAAUGGUGACAUUUAUAGUUCCUAAAACUCUCCCAGAGAUGAAUAACCUUCUAAUAGAUUUUAUUAAAGGUUUACUCGGACUUCGCCACACUUUAUUAUGGCUUGACAAUAAAUUAAUUCAAUUAACCAAACGAAAAUAUUCAACUCCAUCACCAGUAUCAUCACCUCCACCGGAAACAUCUAAAACACCUGAGGUUAAACGAGCCAAAAAUUAG
Molecule: messenger RNA, 497 nt
Organism: Entrophospora sp. SA101
Lineage: Eukaryota; Fungi; Glomeromycota; Glomeromycetes; Entrophosporales; Entrophosporaceae
Source: the annotation of a GenBank genome assembly